This is a messenger RNA of Colletotrichum graminicola M1.001, 1641 nucleotides long. RefSeq lists its product as uncharacterized. Gene Ontology annotation, biological process: mRNA splicing, via spliceosome. Gene Ontology annotation, molecular function: RNA lariat debranching enzyme activator activity. Gene Ontology annotation, cellular component: post-mRNA release spliceosomal complex. Bases 1 to 1641 code for a protein of 546 amino acids. The record is from RefSeq and is a predicted model, not a curated record. The transcript has 2 exons. NCBI's taxonomy places the organism in Eukaryota, Fungi, Ascomycota, Sordariomycetes, Glomerellales, Glomerellaceae.
AUGGCUGCACCCAAGGUGAUCGUUCUAGGAAGCCUCAAUGGCGGGCUGCAGCCAGCCUUCACGAAGCUUGCGACGCUCCACUCCAAGAACAACUUUAGCUUCGCAAUUGUCACUGGCAACCUCUUCGGUGUUGACGACGAGAGCGCUGUCGAAACUCUUCUGAAUGGCGAGCUCAUAGUUCCCCUUCCAGUCUACUUUACCGUCGGUACUACGCCCCUUCCCCCGCGAAUCGUCGCGAAGAUCGAAGCCGACGAGGAAAUUUGCGAGAACCUCCACUUCCUUGGCAAGCGCAGCAUCACCAAGACCUCGGAAGGAAUCAGGAUCGUCGCACUUGGCGGAAAGCUUGACGUGGAAAUUGUGGGAGGACAGUUAAAGGAGCAGCAUUUGCCUUACCACACCGCAGAUGACGCGAAGUCUCUCAAGGGCGCCAACAAGGCGGACAUCCUUUUGACGACGGUCUGGCCCGCAGGAGUCUGGGCUGGAUCCAAGAUCGCGCUUUCCCCUGAAAACGAAGGGGCAAUCGAAAGCACGGCCGAAAUCGCAGAGCUGUGCGCGAUACUGAAGCCCCGUUACCACUUCUCCUCAUCCCCCGCCGAGUUUUUUUACGAGCGUGAGCCCUUCGUCCACCCCGCCGAGGAAAGAGAUGAGCAUCUUUCGGUCACUCGCUUCAUCUCUAUGGCCCCCUACGGGAACUCUGCCAAAGCCAAGGCGCUUUAUGCGUUCUCACUGACGCCCAACGAGACCACCGUUGAGCGACCUGCCAAUGCUACCUACACCCCAUUCAACGCAACGAAGCAAAAGAAACGCACGCAGGACGAGGGCUCUUACAGCCGCUUCGCCACCGGCGACGACGACGGCCGUCAUCAUCGCCGCGGAAACAAGCGCCGCCGUCAGCAAUCCCCCCCUCCUGGGCCGGAUCGUUGUUUCUUCUGCUUGAGCAACCCCAACCUCGAUACUCACAUGGUCUGCUCCAUCGGCGAAGACAGUUAUCUUGCUACUGCCAAGGGCCCUCUCGCCACGUCACGGACUUUUCAGGAACACGGUAUCGGCUUCCCCGGCCAUGUCAUUAUCACACCCCUUGCCCACACCCCGACUGUCCACCACUCGGGUGUUGAGAGCUACGCCCCUGAGGAGGCGGAGAAAACCCACAAAGAGAUGACCCGUUUCCGGGAGGCGCUUCAGGCCAUGUUGUCUACCAAGUCUGACCACAAGCUUGGUGCCAUCACGUGGGAAAUCAGCCGUGGUCGUAACAUUCACGCCCACUGGCAGUUCCACCCCGUCCCCGCCGACUUUGUCUACAAGGGGCUCGUCGAGGCCGGGUUCCGCGUCGAGGCCGAGAACCUCAAGUAUCCAGAGUUUGAGAACCGCGAGCUUUCCUACGAGGAGCAGGCUGAAUUUGGUGACUACUUCCGCCUUUGGAUCUGGGCCGACAACGGUGAGGACAGAAUUAAGGGUUCUAGUCUCGUCAUGAAGCUCGAUCCCAACAUGCGCUUCGAUCUCCAAUACCCGCGCAAGGUCGUCGCGAAGCUCCUCCGUCUCGAGAAGCGAUUCGUCUGGCAGGAUUGCGUACAGACGAAGGAGGAGGAAGAGCAAGACGUCGCGGCUCUCCGUGAGGCCUUCAAGGAGUGGGACUUUGCGUGA